UUAAAUUACGACUUAUUAUGAGUUGAAAAAUAAAUUUUAAACUGAACAUAAGGUUUAUUAUUUGUGCAAGUUACCUUAAGACGUGACCACAUACUCAAAACCCAGCUAGGAAAUCUCACACGUAUGCUGGCACCAUCCCGGAUAGAAACAACCCUAGAUUGUGUUUUUAUUUUAUAUUUAUUUAUUGUUCAUUGGGAAUGCAAUUUUAAUAUUGCACAAAACUCUAAGUCAUUUCAAAGAUGUACACAUUGCUGCACGGCUUCUACAAAUAUCUCACACAGAAAGACGAGUACUGCGUCGUUAUUCUGGGCCUGGACAAUGCUGGCAAAACGACCUAUUUGGAGGCGGCCAAAACGAAAUUUACAAAAAAUUACAAAGGGCUGAAUCCGGCGAAAAUCACAACGACAGUCGGUCUCAACAUUGGCACCAUCGACGUCCACGGCGUCCGAUUGAAUUUCUGGGAUUUGGGUGGCCAGCAGGAGCUGCAGUCGCUGUGGGACAAAUACUAUCAGGAAUCGCAUGGCGUUAUUUAUGUGAUAGACUCCAAUGAUCGGGAACGAAUGGACGAGUCGAAAGUCAUUUUUGACAAAAUGAUUAAGAACGAGUUACUCUCAGGCGUGCCACUACUAAUACUGGCCAACAAGCAGGAUCUGCCCGAUGUGAUGGGUGUACGUGAAAUAAAACCAGUAUUCCAACAGGCUGGUGCACUGAUCGGACGACGCGACUGCCUUACGAUACCCGUCUCUGCGCUCACCGGCGAAGGCGUUGAUGAGGGCAUCAAAUGGCUCGUAGAGGCGAUCAAGCGACAUUCCUUAGUGCGUCCGCCGCGUGAAAACGAUUGAGAGGGCUUCAUACGAUACGAAACUCAAACGCAACGAAAUGGACAAACCAAUUCCGAAACAGAACAGAAAUCAGUGACAAUGUUGUACAAUAGCAUCUUGGUUUAGAUAGAGCAUAGCCCUAAGCAUGUAUAAAAUACAA
Messenger RNA from Drosophila navojoa, 981 nucleotides. RefSeq names its product ADP-ribosylation factor related protein 1 (gene Arfrp1). Lineage: Eukaryota; Metazoa; Arthropoda; Insecta; Diptera; Drosophilidae. The record is from RefSeq and is a predicted model, not a curated record. Gene Ontology annotation, biological process: protein localization to Golgi apparatus; intracellular protein transport; Golgi to plasma membrane protein transport. Gene Ontology annotation, molecular function: GTP binding; GTPase activity. Gene Ontology annotation, cellular component: Golgi apparatus.